Molecule: messenger RNA, 1318 nt
Organism: Prosopis cineraria
Lineage: Eukaryota; Viridiplantae; Streptophyta; Magnoliopsida; Fabales; Fabaceae
Exons: 3
Coding region: 358-1176 (272 amino acids)
Source: RefSeq, a predicted model, not a curated record
CGCAAUCUCCUGGGGAGCUGAUCCCUUCGUCGACCAACAAGCAUUCCACACUCCGUUGGACGCCGUCCACCGUUGUCAGCCCUGCGUGGUUGUUCUUGGGCAAGAAGUGAAGAGGUUUCUAACCGUAGGGUUUUCUACUCCCAAAAUCUGUAGGGAUGCUAAUCAGUAAUCAAUCUGUAAGCGAUUUCUAAGAGGCGGAUUUGAGGAGUUCUUUGCAACGUACUGCUUAAAGAUUGGCCCAGCCAUUUUUUAAUCUCUUCUUACUCCGUCCUUCUAUUUUCAAUAAGUUUCUGGUAUUGCUCAUCUUGAAAAGGCAACAGUCAAUAGCACCACAGCUGGAAAAGAAGUCGUUCCUCCAUGAGUUCUGUUUCUCUGGGCUCCUUCCACCUUAUCUCACCUCCAAUAUUCAAGUCCCACCCACGCCUUCAAAUAAAACGUCAGCAUAUUAACCGUCACAGUUUCAAUGGUCUCAAUAUGUCUUCUACUUCUCUUGCAUCUUCAUUCAGUAAGCUGAUUUUGCUUCAUGCCACUGGCUCAAAUUUUGAUGCUUCAAUUUCUUUUCCUGAGGGAGCUGUAUCUGUUAUUAACUUUGAAGAACUCGUGGAGAAGGAUUGGUCAUUACUUGAGUCUGAUAAAUCCAGUCCUGAGGAGGAAUUCAAUCGUAAUAUUGACCGCAUUAUUUCUGCUGGAAAGAUUGAAGAAACUUCAAGGGUUUUGGUUUCAAUUAGUUCUGAGGGGUUUGUGGAUCGCUUGGUAGAUUCAUCUCCAUGCAAAUUUCUGCUUGUUGUCCAUGAUUCACUUUUGAUGUUAGCUGGUAUUAAAGAGAAAUAUGACCUGGUUAAGUGUUGGCAAGGAGAAAUUAUAUAUGUUCCAGAGAAAUGGGCUCCCUUUGAUGUUGUGUUUCUUUAUUUCCUGCCUGCUCUGCCCUUCAAACUUGACGAGAUUCUGGGUUCUCUUACUAAAAAAUGCUCACCAGGUGGAAGGGUGGUUAUCAGCCAUCCUCAAGGGAGAGAAGUACUAAAAAAGCAACGGCAAGAGCACCCAGAAGUAGUAGUUUCUGACCUGCCUGAUAAAACAACUUUACAGAGAGUUGCAGUUGCUCAUUGGUAUAAUGUGACUGAAUUCGUAGAUGAACCUGGCCUUUAUUUGGCAGUUUUGAGCAGGUCGGCGGCUUAAAAAACUGCAGUGGAUAUUUACUUAAAAGUUUAUUACCGGUUCAUUUUGCAACAUUUCACUUAGCCUUGAUUGGGCCUGUCAUGGUUUUUGGCUUUUAAUGUUACCCUGUAUAUCUAAUGCAAAAUGUUCACUAAGGAUUCAA